AUGCAGCGCCAGGAGGCGGAGGCGAAGCUCUCGCCGCGGCCCAUGGCGCAGCUAUUCGCCGGCGCGCCGUGCCAGCCGGCGCAUUUCGGCGACCAGCUCGUGCGUGGCGACAGCCCGGCGUCGGGGUCGAGCAGCAGCUCGGCUCUGGGGACGGGCGUGGGCGCAAUGGCGCCGAUCGCGCCGGUGUGCGGGAUGGUGGCCUGCAAGGAGGAGGCGGGGGGCGGAAUGGGUUUUGGGCAACCCGGCUGGGGCAAUGGGCAGGCGCUGGGCCAGGAGGGGUCCACAGGGGGAUCCGUGGCGCCCGCCCGCGGCCGGAGGUCUCCCCAUUCCGAGCGGGGAUCCGCUGAAGGGGACGGGGACAGCGGCGAGGGCGAGCGGCUGAUGAAGGAGUUUGUGGCGGGCCUGGGGGCGUACUUCCGGCUGGAAGGGGCGCCGCGCGGCGCGGUGGAGGAGUUGAGGCUGAACGCCAACGCGCUAGGGUCGCGGCGCGGGCCGCCCAGCUCCAGCUCGCAGUUCCGCGGGGUCACGCGCCACAGGCGGACCAAGAAGUGGGAGUCCCACAUCUGGUACAACAAGAAGCAGCUCUAUCUGGGUGGCUUCAAGGAGGCAGUGGACGCAGCAAAGGCACACGACAUCAUGGGCCUGAAGCUAAGGGGCAGCAAGGCACACACAAACUUCGAGCCCAGUGGCUACCUUCGCCUCGGGCCCUUCCUAGAUACUCUGUCGAUGGAGCAAGUCAUAGAGGCGCUGCGGAUGGUGAGCAAGGGUGCCGACUUUGGGACUGCCCUGAAGAAGUCCAUCCGCACGUCCCGUGCAGUGAAGGUGCGACCCCUCUCCCCACAACACCAUCACAUGCGGUUGACCCCAAGUCAGCUUGUAUCUUCAUUGGGGCGAUUCCAGCAGCACCGACAGCAGCGGGAUAUGUUGGACACGCUUGUGUCAUCUGGCGACGACGAUGGCACCCUGGUGCCCAUCGCUGACAACAUCCACGCCAUGCUGCUGCCGCCGAUCUGGACCAACAAGGACCGCACACGGGAUCGCGCCACCAUGGAGGACCUUGGCAACACUGUCAUCAUGAGCCCCACCCUGGGGACGUCCAAGGUGGCUGAUCUGCUGUCGUCCGGCCCUCUGGAGGCCACCUCUGGAGCCCUGGUCGAUGAUGGCAUGGACUCGACAUGGGCGCCGAUAAUGUGCGCGAAUGACACCUUCAACGAGUACGGUGUUCAGGCCAGUCCCUUUGGGCAGUACAGUCAGGCCAUCGAAAUGGGCCAGGUCGACCAGAGGACGCACAUGGAAAUGAAGCCAGACCUCAAUGCCAUGCUUUGUAGGCAGUCGUCGUCAAGGGAGCUUAUGGGGUCCAGGGAGCUCAUGGGGUCCAGGGAGCUCAUGGGAUCGAGGGAGCUCAUGGGAUCGAGGGAGCUCAGAGGGGUGUUGCCUCUCAACCAGAGGGCAGCAAGCGAGCCCCUUCCCGAGGUCGAUGAGGCCACCUGCGGCUGGCAGGAGCUCCUUGGCCAGACACCGCAGUAUGGCCGGCAGCACGGCAUGCGCGUGGCUGACCAGAUGGCCAACAAUAGCCGUGCGGGUCAGGGCUACGGCCAGCGAGAGUCCGUGAUCGUCAAGGUGCCUGUGUACCAGAGCAAGGUUGUGCAGUACCCCGGUGCCGCAACCCGUGCCGGCUCGAUGCCUGCACCACAGAUGUCCCCACGUGGCCCAGUCGAUCAGAGCUACAUGUACUCCAGCAGCCAGGCCAACACCUCUGAUGCCUACACCACCUGCUCCUCAAGGUCGAGCAUGAGUGCCAUGGAUGCCUUUGGUCGCCAGCCGUUGGACUUGGUCCAGUUUCCAACGCUGAAUGUGCGCUGUGCAGCUGGCGUCAGCGACUACGACUGUGGCCUGCAGACCGCGGCCUCGGGUGAGAUAGGCGGGUCCUACACCGCUGGCCAGUAUGGGCAGAUGCUGGACAGCCGGGCCAGCGGCGUGGCGGGCAGGGGUAUCGCUGGUGAGCAGGCGAUGCAUGCCAAUGUGCGCUGCUGA
Molecule: messenger RNA, 2034 nt
Organism: Ostreobium quekettii
Lineage: Eukaryota; Viridiplantae; Chlorophyta; Ulvophyceae; Bryopsidales; Ostreobiaceae
Source: the annotation of a GenBank genome assembly